UGCCUUGAUAAGUGGAAUGUGUAAAAAGAUGUUUGACAAAUUUGAUAAAUAUUGGAGUGAAUAUAGCCUAGUGCUUGCAUUUGGAGCUAUUUUUGAUCCAAGGAUAAAGCUUGUAACAUUGGAGCAUUUAUAUGGGGAGGUUCAGAGUGAUCCAGCUAAACUUAAAGAAAUGAUUUCACUUUUGAAGACAAAGUUGAACAAGCUUUUUAGUGGUUAUGCGGAUAUUAUUGCUCCACCUCUUUCCCAACCACGAGUUUCUCAAGUCACAUCUAUGCAAAGUGAAAGUUUAGGUAAAAGUCAAAGAAAAAGAGCAUUUGAAUUUAUUUCCUAUCAGAACACCUCUCAGCGACGUGAGCAUUCUCUCUCCAUGACUCUUCAAUUCCUGUCCGUUCUGAUUCUCCUCUCGGCGAAGCUAGGGUUUCCUACUUUCCGGUUUGCCGGUCUCGUCGUCGUCGGUGUGGUGGUUUCCGCGUCGGCUGGUGGUUAAUAUGGCUGGUUCUUCUUGAAGGGGUUCUAAUCGGCGAAAGGGAGGUGAUUCGAAUU
This is a messenger RNA of Ipomoea nil (Japanese morning glory), 543 nucleotides long. RefSeq names its product zinc finger BED domain-containing protein DAYSLEEPER-like. The coding region runs from base 17 to 487 and encodes 156 amino acids. Gene Ontology annotation, molecular function: DNA binding. Lineage: Eukaryota; Viridiplantae; Streptophyta; Magnoliopsida; Solanales; Convolvulaceae. The transcript is spliced from 2 exons. The record is from RefSeq and is a predicted model, not a curated record.